AUGAAAAUUCCUCUGUUUUCAUGGCUUUUCUUAAUACCCUUUUACUACUUUUCCAUCAGCAUCAACGUAUUUCUCGUCUACGGCCAAUGUCCCGGCGAUCAGCAAUCUUUGCUGCUACAAUUGAAGAACAACCUCACAUUUGACACUGCAACAUCUAAGAAACUUGUCAAGUGGAACAAAGGCUCGGAUCACUGCUCUUGGGAAGGAGUGUCCUGCAAAAAGGGUUGUGUUUCGAGUCUGGACUUGAGCAGCGAGGAAAUUACUGGUGGACUUGAUAAUUCGAGUUCUCUUUUCGGUCUCAAGUCAAUCGAGUACCUGAAUUUGGCUUACAACUUCUUCAACUAUACUCAGAUUCCAUCCGAGUUCAAGCAGCUAACCGGUUUGAGUAAUCUGAACUUGUCGAAUGCUGGCUUUGCGGGGCAGGUUCCGAUUGAGAUUUCACACCUGACGAGGUUGGUAACUCUUGAUUUGUCUACCUUUUAUUUCCCCGGAACUCCUUCUUUGAAUCUUGAGAAACUGAAAUUGGAUGUGCUGCUUGGGAACUUUUCUGAGCUUGUUGAACUUUAUCUUGAUGGUGUGAAUAUAUCAGCACAGGGGACUGAGUGGUGCCAAGCGAUUUCAUCUUCAUUGCCAAACUUGAGGGUAUUGAGCUUGUCCAAUUGUAACCUUUCAGGUCCUAUUCACAAGUCAUUACUGAAGCUUAAGUCACUCUCAGUUAUUCGUAUUGAGAACAACAAUUUGUCUACUCAAGUUCCAGAGUUCUUCUCGAAAUUCCACUAUUUGACUUCCUUACGAAUCAUGAAUUCUGGAUUAUAUGGUGCAUUCCCAAAGAAUAUCUUCAAGGUGCCGACACUGCAGACUAUUGACUUAUCCAGUAAUCCGCAGCUUAAAGGUUCCUUACCAGAAUUUCCAAAGAAUGGCUCUCUUCGAUCGUUGGUUCUCCAUGGGGCAAAUUUCUCAGGCCAGAUGCUUCCGAACUCUAUUGGGAACCUCAAAUUGCUGUCCAAAAUAGAUAUUGGAACUUGCAAUUUCACUGGGUCAAUCCCGAGAUCAAUGGAAGACCUUACACAGUUGGUUUAUUUGGACUUGUCGGCGAACAAGUUCAAUGGUUCAGUUCCAUCUUUCAGUAUGGCCAAGAAUCUGACCCUACUAGAUCUUUCUUACAAUCAGCUAACGGGUCAGAUUAAUUCCUCACGCUGGGAAAACCUGACUAGUCUGGUGAAUCUUGACUUGCGACACAAUCUACUUAAUGGGACUAUUCCACCAUCUGUGUUUUCUCUUCCCAUGCUGCAGAAGCUACAGCUUUCUGACAAUGAAUUUUCUGGUAAGUUGCCUGAAUUUGGUGCUAUAUCUGUACUGGACACACUUGAUUUGAGUAGCAACAAGUUGGAAGGGCCAAUUCCUAAGUCUAUCUUGAAAUUUCGAGGGCUUAAGAUUCUUUUACUAUCUUCAAACAACUUCACUGGCUCUUUUCUUCUGAAUGAUAUUCAGCAGCUAAAAAAUCUUUCGAGUCUCAAUCUUUCAUUCAAUAGCUUGUCUAUUAAUUACAAUGACACCAAUUCCUCUCAUUCUCCAUUUCCAAAUAUCACCACAUUGAAGUUAGUUGCUGGCAACUUGAGAAGAAUCCCAAGUUUCUUGAGAAAUCAAUCAAAAUUAAGCAUUUUGGACCUAUCACAAAACCAGAUUCAUGGUGAGAUACCCAACUGGAUUUGGAGGCUCAGUAAUCUUCUUCAACUAAAUCUUUCUUGCAACUCUCUGGUAACUGUAGAAGGUCCUUUCAUCAAUCUUAGUUCUACUUUGUCUCUGCUUGACCUUCACUCCAACCAGCUUCAGGGACAAAUUCCAAUGCUUCCAGGAUUGGCCACUUAUCUGGAUUAUUCAAGAAACAACUUCAGCUCAAGCAUUCCGGCUAACAUUGGUGAUUUCCUUACGUACACAAUGUUCUUCUCUCUUUCAAGCAAUCACAUCCACGGGAUCAUUCCAGAAUCAGUGUGCAAGGCGCCAUAUCUUCAGGUUCUUGAUUUGUCCAAUAAUUCUUUAAGUGGCAGAAUUCCGCAAUGCUUGACUGAGAUAAGCAGGACACUGGCAGUACUUAAUCUGAGAAGAAACAAACUUGAUGGCUCUGUCCCUAAUAAAUUUCCUCAGAGUUGCAGUUUAAAAACUCUCGACCUCAGUGGAAAUCAGAUAGCAGGUCUAUUUCCAAAAUCUCUUGCCAACUGCUCAAUGUUAGAGGUUCUAAACAUGGGAAACAAUCAGAUAAAGGAUAUCUUUCCUCACUUGUUGAAGAAUAUAUCCUCCUUGCGUGUCCUUGUUUUGCGAUCCAACCGUUUUUAUGGACAAAUUGGAUGUAACACGACGAGUGACGCCUGGCCAAAGCUUCAAAUUGUUGACAUAGCUCGCAACAAUUUUAGUGGUGAAAUACCAGGAACAUGUUUGAUAACCUGGUCAGCAAUGACGGCUGACGAAGAUGAUGCCAUGGCAAAGAUUAAUCACCUCCGAUUUCAAGUUCUGCAGUUCAGUCAGGUAUAUUAUCAGGAUGCUAUAACAGUUACCACCAAAGGUCUAGAGAUGGAAUUGGUAAAGAUCUUAACAGUCUUCACCUCGAUUGACAUCUCCUGCAACAAUUUCAUUGGAUCAAUACCUGAGCAAGUGGGAGACCUCAAAUCACUCUAUGGCCUAAACUUGUCCAUAAAUGCUUUCACAGGUACAAUCCCAUCAUCACUGGGUAACCUACGACAGCUUGAGUCCUUGGACCUUUCAGACAACAAACUGAGCGGAACAAUUCCACAAGGGCUUGUCAAACUUAAUUUCCUCUCUUUCCUGAAUCUCUCAAACAAUCAACUGGAGGGGAGAAUUCCAACUGGCACUCAGAUUCAAUCUUUUUCACCAGAUUCUUUCACUGGCAAUAAAGGAUUGUGUGGGGCACCUUUGCCUAAAAAAUGCAGUGAUACCAAAAUGUCACCAGAUGCAUCACGAACGGGUCGAAAUGAAGUGUCAAAAGUUGAUUGGCAGUCCAUAUAUACUGGAGUGGGUUAUGGAGUGGGAGCAGGAGUUGUUGUUAUCCUCUUAAUCGUGUGGGAAGAUGGAAGAAACUGGUUAGAGGACAGCAUUGACAAAAUUCUUCUGGCGAUUCUUCCAAUGAUGGGAUAUUCUUACAAAACUCGUGCUGAAUGGGACAAUGAGGAGGACGAAGACUUGGAAGAAGAGAGCACGUAUAUCAUGCAAGACUAUAGCGGAGACGAGAUUGUUUCAGAAGACAGAGUGUUUCGGGGUCCAUAUUGUGUGUUUUGUUCAAAACUUGAUAUGAGUAGGAAGAGGGCCAUCCAUGACCCAAACUGUACAUGCCGUUUCUCUCCACCUAUUACAUCUUCUUCCUCCUCUUCGCACUCAUUUUCUCCAUAG
Pyrus x bretschneideri (Chinese white pear) is the source of this 3402-nucleotide messenger RNA. Its product is annotated as receptor-like protein 7. Lineage: Eukaryota; Viridiplantae; Streptophyta; Magnoliopsida; Rosales; Rosaceae. Gene Ontology annotation, molecular function: protein binding. The record is from RefSeq and is a predicted model, not a curated record. The coding region runs from base 1 to 3402 and encodes 1133 amino acids. The transcript has a single exon.